Messenger RNA from Benincasa hispida (wax gourd), 1246 nucleotides. Its product is annotated as homeobox-leucine zipper protein HAT22-like. NCBI's taxonomy places the organism in Eukaryota, Viridiplantae, Streptophyta, Magnoliopsida, Cucurbitales, Cucurbitaceae. Gene Ontology annotation, molecular function: DNA-binding transcription factor activity, RNA polymerase II-specific; sequence-specific DNA binding. Gene Ontology annotation, biological process: regulation of DNA-templated transcription. The record is from RefSeq and is a predicted model, not a curated record.
UUUUAAUUUAAAAAUAAUUUUUUAUUAUUAUUUUCCAAAUACUUAGAUUCUUUUGUCUUCUCAAUUUCUUUUCUUCUUGGAUUAAUAAUCACUCCCAUAUUCUCUUCUUAAAAACCCUUCAUUUUGGUUUGGUUUGUUGUUGUUCACAAGUUUCUCUUUUUCCCAGUUCCUAUCCUCACAAUUAAUUUCUGUCUCAACCACAGAUGGGUUUGGAUGAUUUUUCUCAAACAGGCCUGGUCUUGGGCUUAGGGCUCUCUAAUGAUCAAAGGUUGAAGAAAAAGCCUGCACCUUGCUCCUCUAGUUCACUUGAUUUUGAGCCUUGUGCUUUGACUUUGGGAUUUUCCGGCAGCGGCGGCCACACUCACCAGAAAGUUAUAGAUGUUAAUAACAAGAUGAUGAUGAUUAAUAACAACUCCGAUGUGGGUGUUCAUCAUUUGCAUCGCCAAGAAGCUUCCACUCAUAGCAGCAGCGCUGUUUGUUCUUCCUUCUCCGGCGGCGGUAGGGUUAAAAGGGAGAGAGAUCUCAGCAGUGAUGAAGUUGAAUUGGACAGAGUUUCUUCUAGAGUUAGUGAUGAAGAUGAAGAUGGUUCUAAUACUAGGAAGAAACUUCGGCUCUCUAAACAACAAUCCGCCCUCUUGGAACAAAGCUUCAAGCAAAAUAGCACGCUCAAUCCUAAGCAAAAACAAGCCUUGGCAAGACAACUAAAUCUACGGCCACGACAAGUUGAAGUAUGGUUUCAAAAUAGGAGAGCCCGAACAAAACUAAAACAAACAGAAGUAGACUGUGAGUUGUUGAAGAAGUGUUGUGAGACAUUGACAGAUGAAAAUAGAAGACUACAAAAGGAACUCCAAGAAUUGAAGGCAUUAAAGCUAGCUCAACCGAUGUACAUGCAGAUACCAGCGGCAACAUUAACAAUAUGCCCCUCCUGCGAAAGGGUAGGUGGCGGUGGCGACGGUGGUGCUUCCAAACCCAAAUUUUCAAUGGCUCCUAAGCCUCACUUUUAUAACCCCUUCUCCAAUCCUUCCGCCGCAUGUUAGAAAAUUUUAAUUAUUGCACACUCAAUACAAUUGUCAUCUACACAAAAUUUACGACCCCAAUAGUAUUAUUUCUCCCUUUUUCUUCUUCAAAAAGCUUGUAGAGCUAAAUUAGAAAUCAGAGAAAUUUAAUGUAAGUAGUAGCUACCUAGUUAGCAUGUAAAAAUAUUACUCUUAUGAAACGAGGAAUACUUAGAUGCAUCUCAAAAAUA